CCCAAUCCCCAAUCGAUGGCACAGAGCAUUCACAGAGGCGCGAGUGACAAAGCUGUGUGGAGGACCUGCGUGUGUGUGUGUGUGUGUGCUCAAGAAGGACUAUUCACUGCACCUCAAAGCGAUGAGACAGUGAGAUGGGGGCAGCGUGUUGUUGUUGUUGCCCAAGUGACAACGAAGGCCCAAAAGACGACAACGACCGCCAUGAUCGGGAACCGCUUUUACAGCAGGAAGGUUCACAUAUUGAGGCUGUGCGCCCUGAGGACCAGCUCAAUGACCAACCUGCCAUUCCGAUAGAACAGCAGCAUAUUGACCUCGUAAACAACCAUCCGUUGAGCAGUCAUAGUCCUUCCAAGGUGCAGCUCUAUGUUGAGAAACGAAGCCGUUCCCCUAAUAAACGUGACGGAUUAGGUUUUGAAAAUCCGAAUGCAAUUGAUUCAGAACCUCCAGAUCCACUUGGCGCAGCAGAUAGUCGAAGUACUACCCUAUCACCGACUGAUGUCAAGCCCGAAGUUCUACCGAACGUUAUAGAAACAAGUGCCUUGCUUCAUAACCAAGGGCCUCUUGUAUCUCCACUUAUUCCUCAAUCAGAUGAUGACGUUCUUGUUGACCCGAUUCAGCAGAGAAGUAGAGAAGCCCAAGGCACACAGUUUAGUGAGUGGGUCAGUGCAGAGGAUGACCCUAUUCCACACACGGGUGCCUUGGACAAGGACAGGUCAAGUGCUCUGUCCGACUUGCAGAAUACCAGCACUUCUCCGGCAGGGUUUGGUAUCAGCAGUUCGCCAAACAUUCUCAAACCUGCUUCAUCCAUCGGUUCGAAUGCUGCAAUCCCUCUGAUUCCUUCGACCGUCAGUGAGGCAAGCAGCGUUCCCACCAUUGAUUGGUCUGGUAAUGUCAUGCCUACACAGCAAGCUUCGACACAUGACCAGUUCGGUGGAGACGCUGAAUACGGACUGCUUACUUCAAGCCGACCAUUACAAGUACUGGUACCCCAACCUCCUGCCACCAGCAACCGUGGACCUGUUGCUGCCAUUGGUGACUCGGCUGGUGGAAUCAUUGACUCUUCAGCAACUGAUAAGAAAAAAGACCUGAGGCGUAAAGAACAAAAUGCAUCAGUAUCGUCCAUGGACGAAAAGUCACUUAAAAAAAGCAAGCAGGAGAACCUGAGCAAACUACUGGAGAAGGAAAUCACCUUGAUAGGAAAGAAUGAUCCAGUCAUGGUCGCAGCAAGUAAGAGCAAAAAUCAAGAGACUCGGGAUCCGGUCUCUAUCGGAGAGGCUGUCGACGUUCAGGCGGAGGCCAGGGUACAUCAACCACAAAGCAUAGUGCCUUUAGAAACUAAGGCAAACGUAGGAUUAAACGCCGAUGAGGAGCAAGUUGCGUCUAGCCAAGGUCAUCACCCAACAACUGAGUCUCUUAAUAGCAAAGCGCAUCGUUCUGACAUAACCCAUGUUGGCUUGGAUAUUACUCAAGAAGUUGACAUGCCUCCAGAUACUGUUGUUGGAGCGUUACCGCUACAUUCAACCCAAACCACAGAUGUAAACCGAGCAGCAGACGUUGCUGCAGAUGUGAAAAAGGAAGGCAUUCCUCUUGAUAAUGCAAAGAAGAAAAACAAGAAGAAGAAAAAGGGAAAGAAAGCCAAUGACAGGAGUGAUUCGAGUAAAGACGAUGCUGUAGGUCAGAGGAAGGGGGACGCGGCACUAGAUGUUUUGACAGGUGAUGUAAAUGGCAAUGCUGUAGAAGACAACGGAAAGCAAGAACCGGAUAACAGUCAAGGGAGUGUAUUCGAUACGAUCCCGGUUUCUCUUGACAAGCAAGGUACUGACAAAACGGAAUUACCACCUAGGGAGACUUUGGAUGCGGAUGGAACAUCGUCGCACGUUCCAACAUUGACGACGGAGAAGGUUUCAGGAGAACCAUCAAUUCCUGUAAAUGUUGACUUGGGGGUUGAGGACGUUGAAGCUGUUGAGUCCUUCGGAACCACCAAUUCGCCAACUGGACACGUCCCCAGUGGAGGAGCCAAGAAACGUGAUUCAGAACCAGGUGUUGGUGUCGAACUUCCGGUUACGACGACGAAGAUGGAGAAAGUCCCAAGCCAAAGACAUACUGGAAAGGAAUCAGUUGAUGCAAAUGCCAACCUCCAACGAUUAGAAUUUAAAGAAACUGGCUUACCAGAAUUGGAUGAGAAGUACAAGUUGCUUACAAACCUAUUCAAUGAGUACUUGGACAAGUUCAACCUCCUCCAAACCGACUACAAACAGAUGUUGACCGCCUACGAAAAAUCCGGCCUCAUGUGUGCCUCGCUCCUGCCCGUGUUCUUAAUGCUCAAAAGUCAACUUGGUGAAGAUGACAAGAGUAACCUUAAGUUGGAACGAACGAACAGUUACCAAAUCACCUUUGAGCCAGGUCACAUUUCUAAGGAGGGUGCAACAAUCUUCCAAUACUUUAACAGUUCAAAUCGCCUUUUGGUAGACUUGAUCGGUGAAGGAAGGAAUCCCGUGAUAGAAUCGGCCAGGAUGAUCAUAGACAGCGAAGAAGGUACAAAUAAAAUGGUAUCCGAGAAGUUUUCUGGUCCGGAGCAGGAACACAUCAAACUUGCCGUCUCUAGAGUGGUUGUGAUGAUGAGAAACGUCAUUCCUAGUGUAAAUUACAUGAUAAUCGAGGCAACAAGAGUCCAGGAUGACCUGGAGGGUGCAGCCCUUGUGUUGUUCACACAGGAGGACGAGAGAGAAAGGGCUGAAGCGCACUUAACAACCCAAAGGUCUUUCAUUAAACUGUCAGUCACAUAAGUGAGACUCUGACACUUGUAUCAUUUUGUUCGAUGGCAUAUUUAGUGCACUCCCUUUAAUUGAACAUGAUAAUCAGCGCGUCAAAAAGAUGGACUUUUGGCAGAUGGAAUGUAGCAUCGAAAUUUUCUUAACUGAAGUGUAACCGUCUUAAUUCGCUCUUUUAGAUGGGACGUUUUUGUCAGUCGUUGCUUUACGUCAGAUCUUAGACCCAUACUCCUGAACAUGUCGUCAUGAGCAAAAUGUAUUGUAUGCAUGUCUCGCCCUAUCGCAUUUGUUUAUAAAAACUUGAUACAAUGUCAAAUCGAUAACAUGUUGUAGUUAAUUGUAAAAUACUUAAUACAGUAUUCUAGUAUAAAAAUAAAGUUUGGUAAGCAAUUUGAA
Molecule: messenger RNA, 3167 nt
Organism: Lineus longissimus
Lineage: Eukaryota; Metazoa; Nemertea; Pilidiophora; Heteronemertea; Lineidae
Exons: 5
Coding region: 135-2786 (883 amino acids)
Source: RefSeq, a predicted model, not a curated record